AUGGCAAUGGGUGCUGUAAGUAAUGGUGGUAAACGGCGGAGGAGUGCUCAUACUGAUAUGGGAUGGCUUUGUUAUGUUUUCUUAGCCUUUCUGUGUUUUUUCUGCAAUGUUGGAAGGAGCACUGACAGUCUCAGACCCGGCGAAUCUGUUACUCGAAACCGGACAUUAGUCUCCGCCGACGGGAACUUCGCGUUGGGAUUCUUCCGCCCUGGAAACUCUUCUUCUUCAUUUCUCGGGAUUUGGUACAAUUCCAUCAACAAUACAGUGAUCUGGGUGGCUAACAGAGAAUCUCCUCUGCCUCAAGAUUCUGAAGCCCUUUUCACACUGGGAUAUGAUGGGAAUUUGCAGAUUUUGGACGGCGGAGGAAGAAAUAUUAUAUGGUCAACCAAUAUCUCAGGCAGCGGAUUAGCCGGAAACUCCACGGCCGCCCAACUGCAAGAUACGGGAGAUCUUAUUGUGAAGCAGGGUGAGAGCAUUGUUUGGGAAAGCUUCGAUGUCGACAGCGAUACGUUAAUGCCGGGGAUGAGGCUAAAGGUAAACAAGAAAACUGGAAAACGAAACUUAAUCAGAUCUUGGACAGGUAGUGAUGAUCCCCGGGGAGGGAAAUUCUCGUGGGGAAUGGAUCCUAAAGGAUCUCCACAGAUGUUCAUUUGGAAAGAAAACAUUCCUCAUUUUAGGACCACCUUGUAUCAGGAUGGGUUUCCUUACAGUCUUUACUUUCCCUCAGCGGGAUAUACAUCUUAUUCUUUUGCCACAGAAAAUGAUGAAGUGUAUUUCAGCUAUGGAUAUGCUAACACCUCAAUUCAAGCAAGGUUCAUCUUGACUCCGGAAGGUUAUAUUCAUAUUCUUUCGAGGCCAAAAACAAGUGAAAUAUGGCAGAUACAGUGGGUGGCGCCAAGGUUAGACUGUGAAUUGUAUGCACGCUGUGGUUCAUUUGGGACCUGUGAGAGAAUUGAUUCGCACCCGGUUUGCAGUUGCUUGGAAGGGUUUAAACCAAAAUCACAGAGAGAUUGGGAUAAGGGGAAGUAUGAUGCAGGGUGUGAGAGGAGAAUAGCCUUGGGGUGCGGAGAAGCUGAUACAUUUAUGAGGCUGGCGAUGAUGAAAUGGCCUGACCAUUCAUCUUCACUCGGAAAUAAGACAUUUCAGGAAUGUGAAAUGGAGUGUUCUAAGACCUGCUCGUGCACCGCUUUUGCGUAUGCUACUACUUCUAACUCUGCAGUGAAUUGUAUAAACUGGUUUGGCGACUUGGUCGAUUUAGCACGUAACUAUUCCCCGGGAGGUUUUAGCCAAGAUCUUUAUGUUCGUGUUCAUUCAUCUGAGCUAAAUGGAAGCAGUGGAAAUGAUCAUUCAUCUCACAAAAACAAACGUCGUCUUGUUGCAAUAAUAGUCGCCUCAGUCUCUGCAUUCUUUCUUAUUACUGUUUUGGUGUAUAUCCUCAUCUGGAAAUACUGCGGAAGGAAAGGUUGGGUUUGUAGAAGGGCUACCGUGUCAACUGCAUCCCUUCUUGGAAAAGAUGAUAUAGAGCUGUUACAGCUCAGUUUGCGAAGAAUAAUUGAUGCUACAAACAACUUUCAUGAAGCGAACAAACUUGGAGAGGGUGGUUUUGGUCCUGUUUAUAAGGGAUUUUUAUCAGAAUUUGGAAUGGUUGCCAUCAAGAGACUAUCCAAGCAAUCAUCUCAAGGUCUUAACGAGUUCAUGAAUGAGCUGAAGCUAAUUGCAAAACUACAGCAUACAAAUCUUGUGCGCCUAUUGGGUUGUUGCGUUGAGGAUGAAGAAAAAAUAUUGAUUUAUGAGUACUUGCCCAAGAGAAGUCUAGACAAGUUCUUAUUUGAUGCAUUUCAGAAAGAGAAUUUAGAUUGGAACAGGCGCUUUCAAAUAAUAGAGGGAGUUGCUCAAGGAAUUCUUUAUCUUCACAAGUACUCUAGACUGAAAGUCAUUCACCGGGACUUAAAAGCAAGUAAUAUUUUACUUGACGAAGCAAUGAAACCCAAAAUAUCAGAUUUCGGAAUGGCAAGAAUUUUUGGGAUUGACCAAACUCAAGCUAAAACAAAUCAUGUGGUUGGAACAUAUGGUUACAUUCCGCCGGAAUAUGUAUUACAUGGUCAAUUUUCCGAGAAAUCAGAUGUAUUCAGUUUUGGAGUGCUGCUAUUGGAAAUUGUUAGUGGCCGAAAGAAUUCUAAUUUUUUUCGGACUCAACUUUCUUCAACUCUCCUAGGAUGGGCAUGGAAAAACUGGAAAGAUGGACAACCACUUGAAUUUGUUGAUCUAGCUAUAAAGGAAUCAUGUGACUCUCCCAAGGUCAUAAGGUGCAUUGAGGUGGGACUGCUAUGUGUCCAAGCAAUUCCAACGGAUAGACCAAUAAUGUCUGAUGUACUUCAAAUGUUGAGCACUGACCAUGUAACACCAAUUCCACAACUCAAAGAACCCGCAUUUGUUUCUAGCCAAUCCAGUUCCAUUGUUUGUACUUCUCAUCCUAAUUCUAAAAAUGAGAUUACAAUUAGUAUUCUAGAUCCUCGAUAA
Molecule: messenger RNA, 2520 nt
Organism: Ipomoea triloba (trilobed morning glory)
Lineage: Eukaryota; Viridiplantae; Streptophyta; Magnoliopsida; Solanales; Convolvulaceae
Product: receptor-like serine/threonine-protein kinase SD1-8
Exons: 7
Coding region: 1-2520 (839 amino acids)
Biological process (GO): protein phosphorylation; recognition of pollen
Molecular function (GO): ATP binding; protein serine/threonine kinase activity
Source: RefSeq, a predicted model, not a curated record